GUUCUGGAGGAGGCGCCCCAUGUUCAGACGCUCACAUCUCAAAAUCCUCCUGAUUGGGAAUUCAGGGAGGCAUUUUGCGUGGCAGAGCAUUUUGACCUAAGAUUGGCUUUUGUCACAAGUUGGCGAACCGUUGUAUUGAUCCUGAUUUCUGAGUUUCAUCAGGAAUUCCUUGUAGCUUUCCAUGGUUUCCUUCACUAUGAUAAAAAGCACACUUGUUGUGAAGUAUUUUCUAAAACCCAGCCUUCAUAAAAAUGAGCAUAAUCUGGCACCGUUUUCCUACAGGAGCCGACCAGAGUCCUUUGGGAUACAGUGAGUGCAAUAGCCCUCCUCGGUUGUUAUUCUCCAUCCACUGGUAUUUAGAUGGGCACUGAAUGACAUUAUUUUCUGUGGUUCUUCUAUGAGUAAUUAUAGGGCUGGCAAAUCUGCCCUGAUGAACCAGUAUGUGAACAACCGCUUCAGCAGCCGCUAUCGAGCCACCAUUGGGUCUGACUUCCUCAGCAAACAAGUUCACAUCGAUGGGCGUAUGCUGACAGUACAGAUCUGGGACACAGCCGGCACAGAACGGUUCCAAGCCCUGGGGACUGCCCUGUACCGGGGGUCAGACUGCUGUCUCCUCGUCUUUGAUGUCACAUCUGCCAGCUCUUUCCAGGCCCUGGACAAGUGGCACAAGCAGCUUUUGUUGCAGAUUGAGGAACAGUCCGCUUUCCCCAUCGCUGUCAUCGGGAACAAGACUGACCUUGAGAAUCGAGAGGUCUCGUUAGAGGAAGCAGAAUUGUGGAGCAGACUUCACCAUGCCACGUACUUCGAAACCAGUGCCAAGGCUGCAACCAAUGUACAAGAAGUGUUUCAGUGGGCGGUACGAGCAGCCCUAAAAAAUCGCAGGAUAUCUGAACUGCCAGAACCAGACUCUGUCCGUUUGGAGACUAGGCCAGAAGGGGCCCACCGAGAUAAAUGUGGCUGCUGAUGAGCCCCAGUGCUGCUGGGCAGAAUCUUCCUCAGUCCUACUUAUGAAAAGGGGGCUGCUUUGUGCAAUGACCAAGGAGUGGAUAUGGGGACACCCCACGCAACAGUUGCAGGGACAUUUGUCAGGUUACAGCAUGUAGCUGGAUCCCAGUACAGUUGUCUCUCUGGCAUCAGUUGCUUCCAAACCAGAGGGAACUGGCCAUGUUCUAGGGGCUCUCCCUGAUGCAUGUGGAAAUAAAUCUGUUUCAUUCCUGGA
Molecule: messenger RNA, 1219 nt
Organism: Anolis carolinensis (green anole)
Lineage: Eukaryota; Metazoa; Chordata; Lepidosauria; Squamata; Anolidae
Product: ras-related protein Rab-7a
Exons: 6
Coding region: 398-964 (188 amino acids)
Biological process (GO): phagosome-lysosome fusion; endosome to lysosome transport
Cellular component (GO): late endosome; phagocytic vesicle; lysosome
Molecular function (GO): GTP binding; GTPase activity
Source: RefSeq, a predicted model, not a curated record